ACCGGAGCGCAGCGCAGCGCGGCGCAGCGCGGCGGCGGGCGCUCGCCGGGUCGCUCGGGCGGGCUGCGCCCUCCUGCCCUAGCGGUGUCCCCCCUCCGCUCGCCGGCGCCCCAGCCGCCGCCGCAGCCCGCGGGCCGUCCCCGGCCGGCCGUCCCCGGCCCCAGCGCCGCUGACCCUGUCCGCCGCGGGCGGGGACGCGGGAGGAGGAGGCGCCGCGGCGGAGCCCCCGGACGCGACCAUGUCGGAGGUGCUGCCCUACGGCGACGAGAAGCUGAGCCCCUACGGCGACGGCGGCGACGUGGGCCAGAUCUUCUCCUGCCGCCUGCAGGACACCAACAACUUCUUCGGCGCCGGGCAGAACAAGCGGCCGCCCAAGCUGGGCCAGAUCGGCCGGAGCAAGCGGGUUGUUAUUGAAGAUGAUAGAAUUGAUGACGUGCUGAAAAAUAUGACAGACAAGGCACCUCCUGGUGUCUAACUCCCCCAAAGACAAUGAGUUAAGGGAGAGAAUAAGAAUAAGAACGGCGGUAACAGUUAUUGGCAAAAAGAGCGUGAAAAGAGAAAGCACUUGGAAAUUUAUUACUAGCUUGCUACCUGCGAUGAAAUCAACAACCUGUAUCUCGUGUCAGGCCGGGAGACAGAGGAGGCGUGAGGAGGAGGCGGCGGCGGCGGCGGCUCUGGGCUCCUCUGCAAAAAUAAAAAUUUUAAAAAUAACAAAAUCACUAUACACACACAUAUAAAGAAAUAAAAAAGAAGUCUCAGUUGCAGCUAUUUGUCAAAAUUAAUAUCAAUUUCUUAUUAUAUACAGUGAAUAUUGCGCAACUAUAGAUCUGGAUUUUGAACCACUUAAAUAAUGAAGCGGCAACACCGGGUGUUUUGAGGUGUUGGCAUUCUUUGCUGAUUUGGCUGUUCCCAAUGUUUACAUUAUUUAAUCUUGCAAAAAUUAUUCUGUGCACUUGGAUGUGAAAUGCUGUUAAGUUUUAUUUUUUUAUGUUGCUAUCCUUGGAUGUACAAAAAAAAAAACAAACAAAAAACAAA
Pteronotus mesoamericanus is the source of this 1035-nucleotide messenger RNA. It is a transcript of the gene CAMK2N1, whose product is annotated as calcium/calmodulin dependent protein kinase II inhibitor 1. Gene Ontology annotation, molecular function: protein kinase binding; calcium-dependent protein kinase inhibitor activity. Gene Ontology annotation, biological process: negative regulation of protein kinase activity. The record is from RefSeq and is a predicted model, not a curated record. NCBI's taxonomy places the organism in Eukaryota, Metazoa, Chordata, Mammalia, Chiroptera, Mormoopidae. The transcript is spliced from 2 exons. The coding region runs from base 239 to 475 and encodes 78 amino acids.